CACACAGCCCAGGUGAGAGUUUCCUCACGCGUGUUACUAACCAGUGCAUCUCCCGGGCAGUGCGCGGGGAAGUGGCACCUGAUCGGUUUUGCCACCAACGCCCACUGGUUUGUGUCGAAGAAGGCGGACAUGAAGCAGGGCACCAUGGUGCUGACCCCCACAGCAGAGGGGGACAUGGACAUGAGCUACAGCAGCAGGAAGACAGACGGCACUUGCUGGGAAAUGAACCACCUGGCCCAAAAGACAGAGACCCCUGGCCGCUUCACCUACUACAGCAAACGCUGGGGCAACAGUAAUGACUUGCGAGUGGUGGAGGCGAAAUAUGACGAGUACAUCCUGACCCACACAAUCAAGACCAAGGCCGGCCGCACGGACAUCCUGAACAAGCUGUACGGCAGGACCCCGGACCUGAGGCCCGAGCUGCUGCAGAGGUUCGAGCAGUUCUGCCUGGACACGGGCAUCGAGAAGGACAACAUUGUCAUCCUGCCCCAGAACGAGGAGUGCAGUCCAAAAGCCGCAUAGGAUGGAGCACUUAAGUUGAUAAGAUUUGUGGCCACGCCCUCCACCUUUGACCUGUGGGCUCCUGGUGUUUGUAUAUGCAGAGCCCGGCUACAAUAAAGCACCAUUACUCAACUCUGUCAGCUGUCCUCUGUGGACUUCAGCACGCUUCGGUCUCCUGGCUCACAUUCACAUUCCUGCUGCACAGUUUGUGUUCAAGUUUAUGCACGGUUCAUUUCAACCUACAGUAUUUCUCUCAUUUUCAAACCUUUAAAACUGUCAUACAUUAAAUAAAAAUGUUUAUAAUAUGA
Lepisosteus oculatus (spotted gar) is the source of this 809-nucleotide messenger RNA. NCBI's taxonomy places the organism in Eukaryota, Metazoa, Chordata, Actinopteri, Semionotiformes, Lepisosteidae. The record is from RefSeq and is a predicted model, not a curated record.